CCAAACCACAAACUCAUCAGCCUUCUUCUAAUAUCCAUCACCUUCACUAUUACUCCCUUGGUUAGAAACUUACUUCACUAAGAAAAUGGCAGCAGUGUUCAAGUUAGUAUGUGUGGUUCUUGCUUUCAUGGUUGUAGCUGCACCAUAUGCAGCUGAAGGUGCACUUACAUGUGGUCAGGUAGCUAGCAAGAUGACACCAUGUCUUGGCUUCUUAAUGGGUAAUCCUAUGUCACCUGGUUGUUGUCCAGGAGUCAAGGGUCUUCUUGCCAUGGCUAAAGCCACUCCUGACCGUCAAGCUGCUUGCAAUUGCUUGAAGAAUGCCGCCAAGUCUAUGAGUGGUAUUAAAAUGGAUAAGGCUGCUGCACUACCCAGACAAUGUGGAGUUAACAUCCCUUACCAGAUCAGCCCUGCCACUGAUUGUGCUAAGGUAAAGUAAAAUGUACUGUUGGAGGAUCUGCAUGUAGGAUUGAGAGAAUGAAAAAUAAGAUGGAUGUUUGGGUGAUGAAGUAGUAUAGUGGUCAUAAGGAUGUUUUAUGCAACCUAUGGCGAUCAAUCUUUGUUAGCUUAAGCAUCCCCUACUGUGUUUUUUGUGAUGUUGUUGUUGCUUUUAGUAGUGUAGAAGUAGUAGUUGCUGUUGAGUUUGUUCAUCAUCAUGUAAUCAGAUUGGAUUAUUUUCGAUCAGAUCAUGAUUAAAUAACUUAUGUUAAUGUCAGCCUUCUACUUUUAAUAUAUGAAAAUGGAGACCCGUCUUCUUCUAUUCU
This is a messenger RNA of Papaver somniferum (opium poppy), 761 nucleotides long. Its product is annotated as non-specific lipid-transfer protein-like. The transcript has 2 exons. Gene Ontology annotation, molecular function: lipid binding. The record is from RefSeq and is a predicted model, not a curated record. NCBI's taxonomy places the organism in Eukaryota, Viridiplantae, Streptophyta, Magnoliopsida, Ranunculales, Papaveraceae. Gene Ontology annotation, cellular component: membrane. The coding region runs from base 86 to 436 and encodes 116 amino acids. Gene Ontology annotation, biological process: lipid transport.